GCGCUUCAUGUUUGCGCAUGCGCACGGCGCCAUUUCGUGCCCUGGUCUGUUGUUGCAGUGUGAGCGAGCAGACACCCACUCUGUCUUCAAACAAUACUGCGUCGAAUUUUAAUCAUUUUUAAUCUUAAGCUCCCGAAUCAGGCAGACAGACGACUCGACCCGAAUAACACAGAAUGGAUCUCUCGCCAACUACAAGCAGCCUGAUGGCGAGUAACGUGACCAACAAGACGGACCCACGCUCUCUCAACUCACGCGUAUUCAUCGGCAACCUGAACACCAUGCUGGUGACCAAGGCAGAUGUGGAGGCCAUCUUCAGCAAGUACGGCAAGAUUGUGGGCUGUUCAGUGCACAAGGGCUACGCCUUUGUCCAGUACUCAAAUGAGCGGAAUGCACGUGCUGCCGUGGACGGGGAGGAUGGACGAAUGGUCGUUGGACAAGUCCUGGAUAUUAACCUGGCCGGUGAACCAAAACCUCACAGAUCUAAGACUAUCAAGCGCUCAGCAGGAGAUAUGUACAGCCCUUCGAUUGAGCUUGACUAUGACUUCCAGCGAGAUUACUAUGAUAGGGUGUAUUCGUACCCCUCACGGGUGCCUCCUCCCCCUCCUCCGCUCUCCCGCGCAGUCAUUCCCUCCAAGCGGCCACGGGUCAGUGUGAGUGGCAGCCGCCGUGCAAAGAGCAGCUUCUCCACCAAGAGCAGCCAGAGAACCUCCCGCACCAUGAGAGCUGAUGACCUGCAAACAAUCAAGAAGGAGCUGACUCAAAUCAAACACAAAGUGGACUACCUGCUGGAAAGCCUGGAGAGGAUGGAAAGAGAACACAGCAAGAAAUCAGAUGGGAAGAGCAUUAAAGCAGAGGAGACAUCCCCCCAGCAUCCCAGCAUGAAAAAGGAUCGAGAGAAUGCGGAAAUCAAUGACUACGAAGAAGAGGGUGAUUUGGAGGAAGAGGAGAUCAAGAGUCAGGGAAGGGAGGAAGAUGAAGAGGACGAUGAUGGAGAACAGGAGGAAGGAGAGGAUGACGGAGACAGCACUAAUGGAGAGCACUCUUAAACCGCUCGUUCUUAUGCAAACACACAGACUUUACGCUGAAAUAUGUGGGUGUCUAAAAUUACGCCACACAGCAUGCAUGCAUUCUGUUAAAUCCACACAUCUCGGGUGAAUAAGUAAACAAAUAAUCGUACAAACGAAAAAUCAGAUCCUCUUCAGAACACAGCUACAUUCUCAUUUUUCCACCAUUCCACAGUUUUCCUAAUACGUUUUUUUUUUUCUCCUCCUUCCAUCAGCAGGCUUUAAAGAUUACCUAUCGAUUGUCGCACUUCCAUUCCUAACCAGUUAGUGGCAGUGGCAGUGUCACUCACUAUUUCAGUUGUAAAGUUCAACUGGAUUUGAUUCUAAACUGAUUUUAUGGGGUGAGUAGGUCUGAGGUUUCACAUCACCCAUCAACAAGAAAAGGUUUAGCUUGUACUAUAUAUACUUUUACUUUUAAAACAUUUUUUGUCUUGGGUUUUUCGUUGUGAGUCUAGUGACAUUAAGUGGAGGGCUGAUUUUCAGAGACAUGUUUGUUGCUGUUUCAUUCUACUUCACUUGUUUUCUUUAUGUCCUGUAAUAAAUUUAAAUAAAAGUUAUAGAUGUUUUGUGAAACA
Messenger RNA from Ictalurus punctatus (channel catfish), 1639 nucleotides. It is a transcript of the gene hnrnpcb, whose product is annotated as heterogeneous nuclear ribonucleoprotein C. The transcript has 9 exons. Bases 174 to 1046 code for a protein of 290 amino acids. Gene Ontology annotation, molecular function: RNA binding. Gene Ontology annotation, cellular component: nucleus. NCBI's taxonomy places the organism in Eukaryota, Metazoa, Chordata, Actinopteri, Siluriformes, Ictaluridae. The record is from RefSeq and is a predicted model, not a curated record.